AUGGCGGCUUCUCCUGUCAAUUUCCUCUUCGGAUUCUUGCUACUCUCGAUUACAUUGUGGCUCGUCUUCAUAUUUGCUUCUGGGUUGCUGGCAUGGAUUUUGAGCCGGAUUUUGGGAGCAUCUGUUGCAUUUCGUGUUGGUGGAUGGAAAUGUUUAAGGGAUGUGGUAGUGAAGUUUAAAAAGGGUGCUGUUGAAUCUGUUUCUGUUGGUGAAAUUAAACUCAGCUUACGCCAGUCCCUGGUUAAACUUGGUGUGGGUUUCAUGUCUCGGGAUCCAAAGCUACAAGUGUUAAUAUGUGACCUGGAAGUUGUUAUGAGGGCAUCAGAUAAAACCCCAGGGAAGAAGAAAACUAGGAAAUCCCGUGCUUCAGGCAGGGGGAAGUGGAUGAUUGUGGGCAAUAUUGCAAGAUAUUUGUCAGUUCGUGUGACCGAUCUGGUUCUGAAGACACCAAAAUCUACUGUUGAGAUCAAGGAAUUGAAUCUGGAUAUAUCUAAAGAUGGUGGUUCCAAGUCAAAUUUAUUAGUUAGACUGCAUAUACUACCUAUUUUUGUUCACAUUGGUGAGCCGCAGCUUAGCUGUGACCUGUUAUCUAAUUUAAGUGGUGGAGGAUGUAGUUCUUCUGGCCAGGCAUCCCUUAAUGCUAUAGAAAGGGAAGUGGGUAUAGUUAUGAAGAGUAUGGACAUCUCCAGUGGAGAGGUCACCGUGAAUUUGAAUGAGGAGUUGCUUUUGAAGAGAAAGAGUUCAUCAGAGUUUUCUUCUGGAUCUGAGCAUAAAUUAGGGACACAUGCUGAUUCUGUAAGUGCAGAAAGGCCAUCAAAGAAGCUGCAAACACUCACGGCUUUCUCCAAGUACAGCUCUAUGUUUCCUGAAAAGGUUGUGAAUUUAACCUACCUCCUGACAUUUAUCACUUCAUGCCUUGACACCAUUGUAGCUCUUCGGUCUAGUAUCUGCUCUUUUUCUAAUAAAGCAUUUCUUGUUGAGUCUAGGAGCAAUACUUUCCUCACUCUUUAUGCUCUUGAUGUGGUGCUUUGGUUAUGGGUUUCCUUGUUGUGGAUAGCUCUAAAUUUGGCUUUUGGGCAAAAUGUGGUUCCUUCACUUGUCAGCUUCAAUCUUCCAAAGCUGGAUGUGAGUUUUGUGCAUCGAGAACAUGGUCUUUCCAUUGAAAACAACAUCAUGGGCAUCCAAUUGAAAAGCACCAAAUCACGAUCCACAGAGGAUCUUGGGGAGAGUAUACGGCUUGAUUUCCAGAUGGAGUUCAGUGAAAUUCAUCUUCUGAGAGAAGCCGGUUCUUCCAUCCUGGAGAUAUUGAAGGUGGAUUUGGUCUCUUUUGUAUAUAUCCCAGUACAGCCAAUAUCACCUGUUAGAGCUGAAACUGAAAUCAAGUUAGGAGGUACUCAGUGCAACAUCAUAAUGAGCAGGUUAAAGCCUUGGUUCUUUCUCCUUUCUUCUAAGAAGAAAAAGAUGGUACUUCGAGAAGAAGCAUCCGUUGUUGCAAAGCCUCAACCAACUGAUGGCAAGACAAUCAUGUGGACAUAUAAUGUCUCAGCUCCUGAGAUGACCAUAGUGCUUUUCAAUAUGGCUGGUUCUCCUGUUUAUCAUCAUGAUGCUAAUAUGUCUGAGGGUUGCUCACAAUCAUCACAUUUGUUUGCAAACAACAUUUCAAAUAUGGGGACUACAGUACACACUGAACUUGGAGAGUUAAAUCUCCACUUAGCUGAUGAAUAUCAAGAAUGCUUGAAAGAAAGUGUUUUUGGUGUGGAAUCAAAUUGUGGCUCCAUUAUGCACAUUGCGAAGGUUAAUUUGGAUUGGGGGAAAAAGGAUGUGGAAUCAUCCGAAGAAGAUGGUCCUAGGUGUAGACUAGGUUUAGCAGUUGAUGUGACUGGCAUGGCAAUAUGCCUAACUUUCAAGCGUGUAGAAUCACUUGUGUCAACAGCCAUAUCUUUUCAAGCUCUAUUGAAAAGCUUAUCUGCUUCAAAGAAAAAGGUGACUCAUAGUCAGGGGCGUCUUACAAAAUCUUCUGGGAAAGGAACUCAAUUUUUGAAAUUCAAUCUUGAAAGGUGUUCAGUAUAUGUAUGGGGUGAGGCAGGUUUGGAAAAUACAACUGUUCCAGAUCCUAAGCGAGUUAAUUAUGGAUCACAAGGGGGUAGAGUUAUGAUAAAUGUGUCAGCAGAUGGUACCCAACGUAAUGCAAAUAUAGUCUCCACUAUUUCCAAUGAAAACCAGAAGCUGAAGUACUCUGUCUCUCUUGAAAUAUUUCAAUUUAGUUUCUGUGCGAACAAAGAGAAACAUUCCACACAGAUGGAACUUGAAAGAGCCAGAUCUGUCUAUGAGGAAUAUAUGGAGGAAAAUAAGCCAGUAACAAACAUGGUAUUGUUUGAUAUGCAUAAUGCUAAAUUUGUGCAGCGAUCAGGUGCGCUUAAAGACAUUGCUGUCUGUUCUCUUUUCAGUGCUACCGAUAUUACUGUAAGGUGGGAGCCUGAUGUACAUCUAUCACUAAUUGAACUUGUUUUCCAGCUGAAGCUACUUGUACACAAUAGCAAGCUUAAGGAGCAUGGCAAUGACCACAUGGAAGAUGUGUCAGAUGCUAAUUGGAAAAAAGAUGCUAACAUUGAAUCAGGGCACCUUGAAAAGCAGAAGAGGAAAGAAUCUAUUUUUGCUGUUGAUGUAGAAACUUUAGGUAUUACGGCUGGGCUAGGAGAUGGAGUUGAUGCUAUGGUUCAGGUGCAGUCAAUUUUCUCUGAGAAUGCUCGUAUAGGAGUACUCCUUGAAGGACUCAUGCUUAGCCUUAAUGGAGCUAGAGUCUUUAAGAGUAGUAGGAUGCAAAUUUCACGAAUUCCUAGUGUUUCUGCAAGUACAUCUGAUACAAAAGGACAUGUCACGACAUGGGAUUGGGUAGUCCAAGGUCUUGAUUUUCACAUUGUCAUGCCAUACAGAUUGCAAUUGCGUGCCAUUGAUGAUGUCAUCGAGGAUAUGUUGCGAGGUUUGAAGCUCAUAAUUGCUGCCAAGAAAAAAAUGAUUUUUCCUGUAAAGAACGAGAGCUCCAAGGUUAAGAAACCUAGUUCCGUACAAUUUGGAUGCAUAAAAUUUUGCAUACGCAAGCUAACUGCUGAAAUUGAAGAGGAACCAAUCCAGGGAUGGUUUGAUGAACAUUAUCAGCUGCUGAAGAAAGAAGCUGCUGAGUUAGCUAUUCGGCUGAACUUUCUAGAUGAAUUUAUAUCGAAGGCAAAACAAGGUUCCAAAUCAACUGAUACUGUUAGUUCUUCUCAAGAAAGAAAAAUUUUCUUCAAUAAUGUUGAGGUAAAUGUAAAAGAUUCUUCUACUAUUGAGUCUAUGAGAGAAGAAAUUUAUAAGCGAUCAAUUCAAUCAUAUUACCAGGCAUGCCAGAAUCUUGUGUUGUCUGAAGGGUCUGGUGCUUAUGCUGAAGGUUUUCAAUCUGGUUUCAGACCUAGUACAUCAAGGACAUCUCUUCUUUCAAUAUCUGCUUUAGAUUUAGAUGUAAGCUUGAAAAAAAUUGACGGUGGAGAUGUUGGGAUGAUUGAGGUUCUGAAGAAGCUUGAUCCUGUCUGUCUUGAAAAUGAUAUACCAUUUUCCCGACUGUAUGGGACAAAUAUUCUCUUAAAUACAGGUUCUCUUGUAGUUCAGCUUCGAAAUUACACAUUUCCUCUUUUCUCUGGAAGUUUUGGUAAAUGUGAAGGCCGACUUGUAUUGGCACAGCAGGCAACUAGCUUUCAGCCUCAAAUGUAUCAAGAUGUCUAUGUUGGGAGAUGGAGAAUAGUUCGUAUGCUUCGAUCAGCUAGUGGUACUACUCCACCCAUGAAGACAUACUCAGACUUGCCAAUACAUUUCCAGAAAGGUGAGGUAUCAUAUGGGGUGGGUUACGAACCAGCUUUUGCUGAUGUUAGUUAUGCUUUCACCGUAGCACUUCGGAGGGCUAAUCUAAGUGUUAGGAAUCCUGGUCCACUUAUUCUGCCACAAAAAAAGGAACGGAGUUUGCCAUGGUGGGAUGACAUGAGAAAUUACAUCCAUGGAAGAAUUUCCUUAAUCUUUUCUGAAUCAAAAUGGAAUGUUUUAGCAAGUACAGAUCCUUAUGAAAAGGUUGAUAAACUUCAAAUUGUUACCAACUCUAUGGAAAUGCAUCAGUCUGAUGGCCGUGUUUUUGUUUCUGCCAAAGAUUUUAAGAUUUUGUUGAGUAGUUUGGAGAGUUUGGCAAACAGACGAGGUAUUAAAAUUCCAACAGGUGUCUCAGGUGCAUUUCUGGAAGCUCCUGUCUUUACUCUUGAAGUUACAAUGGACUGGGAUUGUGAAUCUGGAGAUCCCAUGAAUCAUUAUUUAUUUUCCCUUCCAGUUGAGAGCAAACCUCGUGAUAAAGUAUUUGAUCCCUUCAGAUCCACUUCACUUUCCCUUCGAUGGAACUUCUCUCUUAGACCCUUUCCUUCUCCAUCACAAAGACAGUCUUCAUCUUCCAUUACUAGAGAUAUAGAAGGAGAUGCUGCUGCAUUUGAUCCUUUUCACACAUCCCAGAAUGUUUCACCUGUGUCCCCAACAUUUAACUUUGGAGCUCAUGAUCUAGCAUGGAUUCUAAAGUUCUGGAGCUUGAACUACAUUCCUCCACAUAAGCUGCGCAGCUUCUCUCGCUGGCCUCGUUUUGGUAUUCCAAGAAUUGCCAGGUCUGGCAAUCUUUCACUAGAUAAAGUGAUGACUGAAUUUAUGCUUCGCCUAGAUGCCACGCCUGCCUGUAUAAAGAACAUGCCUCUAGAUGAUGACGAUCCAGCCAGAGGACUGACCUUUGGAAUGACAAAACUGAAAUAUGAGCUGUGUUACAGUAGGGGCAAGCAAAAGUAUACUUUUGAAAGCAAGCGUGACAUUCUUGAUCUUGUUUACCAAGGUCUUGAUCUUCAUAUGAUCAAGGCUUUCCUAAAUAAAGAAGAAUGUGCCAGUGUUGCCAAAGUUGUUAACAUGAUCAUGAAAAGUUCACAAUCUAUAUCCAUGGACAAAGUUCCCAGUGAAAAGGGUUACAUGACAGAGAAAAAUCGUGAUGAUGGAUUUCUGUUAUCCUCUGAUUACUUCACCAUCAGGAGACAAUCUCCAAAGGCUGAUCCUGCUAGGUUAUUAGCGUGGCAAGAAGCAGGAAGAAGAAGUGUUGAGAUGACAUAUAUACGGUCUGGGUAUGAAAAUGGGAGUGAAACAGAUGAUCAUAUGAGAUCCGACCUAAGUGAUGACGAUGGUAACAACGUGGUAGUAGCUGAUGAUUGUCAGAGUGUGUUUGUGUACGGUCUGAAGCUUUUGUGGACUAUUGGAAAUAGAGAUGCUGUUUGGGCUUGGGUUGGUGGUCUAUCCAAAGCCUUUGAACCGGCCAAGCCUUCUCCUUCUCAGCAGUAUGCACAGAGAAAAUUACUCGAGGAAAACAAACAGCGUGGUGGUGCCGAUCUCCAUCAGGAUGAUGUUUCUAAGGCCCCUCCAACUGGUAAAAUUUCCAAGACUUCUUUUCAGCAUGCAAGUACUCCUGCACCACUUACAUCUUCACCAAAUUCAGUUAAAGUGGACAACUUGCCAUCUGUCAAAAAAGAGAACAUGGAUGAUUCAGAUGGGACUCCACAUUUCAUGGUGAAUGUUAUUGAACCUCAGUUUAAUCUUCACUCAGAGGAUGCAAAUGGUAGAUUUUUGCUUGCUGCUGUUAGAGGCCAAGUUUUAGCUCGUUCAUUUCACUCAGUCCUUCAUGUUGGUUAUGAGAUGAUUGAACAAGCACUUGUUACUAAAGAUGUUCCUAUUAAUGAAUACCAACCUGAAAUGACAUGGAAAAGAAUGGAAUUCUCUGUUAUGUUGGAGCAUGUGCAGGCUCAUGUUGCACCAACAGAUGUUGAUCCAGGAGCUGGAUUGCAGUGGCUUCCAAAAAUUCUCAGAAGCUCUCCUAAAGUUAUGCGAACAGGUGCUCUUCUUGAAAGAGUUUUUAUGCCUUGUAGUAUGUACUUCCGGUAUACAAGGCACAAAGGGGGAACUCCAGAACUGAAGGUGAAGCCUCUGAAGGAGCUCACAUUUAAUUCCCAUGAUAUAGAGGCAACAAUGACAUCACGCCAGUUUCAGGUCAUGCUGGAUGUAUUAACCAAUCUUCUAUUUGCACGCCUGCCUAAGCCUCGAAAAAGUAGCUUAUCCUUUCCUGCUGAAGAUGAUGAGGAUGUUGAAGAGGAAGCUGAUGAGGUGGUUCCUGAUGGUGUUGAAGAGGUAGAGCUUGCAAAAAUAAACCUUGAAAAAAAGGAGAGGGAACAAAGGUUGCUUCUUGAUGAUAUUAGAAAAUUAUCUCUUUGGUGUGACCCUUCCGGGGAUCCACAUCAAGAAAAGGAAAGUGACUUAUGGAUGAUAUCUGGUGGAAGAUCUUUGCUGGUCCAGGGGCUGAAGAGAGAGCUUGUAAUUGCUCAAAAAUCUAGAAAGGCAGCAUCUGCCUCAUUAAGGAUGGCUCUUCAAAAAGCUGCCCAACUACGACUAACAGAAAAGGAGAAGAACAAAAGUCCUUCGUAUGCCAUGCGUAUAUCACUGCAAAUUAACAAAGUUGUUUGGAGCAUGCUUGUUGAUGGUAAAUCCUUUGCUGAAGCUGAGAUUAAUGACAUGAUAUAUGACUUUGACCGGGAUUACAAGGAUGUUGGCAUUGCCCGGUUUACAACAAAAUAUUUUGUUGUCAGAAAUUGCCUGCCUAAUGUCAAGUCUGAUAUGCUUUUAUCGGCAUGGGAUCCUCCAUCUGAAUGGGGAAAAAAAGUGAUGCUACGUGUAGAUGCACAACAGGGAGCCCCAAAGGAUGGAAAUUCUCCCCUUGAACUUUUUGAGGUAGAGAUUUAUCCCCUCAAGAUUCAUUUGACAGAGAUAAUGUACAGAAUGAUGUGGGAAUAUUUCUUCCCAGAAGAAGAACAAGAUUCCCAACGUCGACAGGAGGUUUGGAAGGUUUCAACCACUGCUGGUGCAAGGCGUGUGAAGAAAGGUUCAUCACUUCUUGAAGCUUCUGCUUCAACUAGUCACUCAAUGAAAGAGUCGGAGGCCUCAUCCAAAUCUGGCAUAUCUGCAAUGCUAUUUCCCACAACAAGUCAGCCUUCAGUCCAUGUUGACUCAGCUCAAGCGUCUAAAACACAAAAUGUGAGAGCAAACUCUGGUACCGGUACAACUCCUGAGUUGAGAAGGACAUCGUCUUUUGACAGAACUUGGGAAGAGACUGUGGCAGAGUCUGUAGCUAAUGAGCUUGUCUUACAAAGCUUCUCUUCCUCGAAAAAUGGCCAAUAUGGUUCUACUGAGCUACAAGAUGAAGUAGGUAAGAAUAAAUCAAAAGAUUCAAAAGGUGUGAAAGGUGGUCGUUCAUCUCAUGAAGAAAAAAAGGUGGUCAAGUCUCAUGAAGGGAAGAGAUCUAGACCACGAAAGAUGAUGGAGUUUCACAACAUCAAAAUUAGCCAGGUUGAGUUAUUGGUUACAUAUGAAGGGCAACGAUUUGUUGUAAAUGAUCUCAAAUUACUGAUGGAUCAAUUUCAUCGAACUGAGUUUACUGGAACUUGGCGAAGACUCUUCUCACGUGUUAAGAAGCACAUCAUCUGGGGAGUCCUAAAGUCUGUGACUGGAAUGCAGGGUAGGAAAUUUAAAGACAAAGGCCAGAGUCAACCCACUGGAGCUGGUGUUCCUGAAAUUGAUCUUAAUUUUAGUGACAAUGAAGGACAGGCAGGAAAAUCUGAUCAAUAUCCACCAUCUUGGCCUAAGCGUCCAAGUGAUGGCGCAGGUGAUGGAUUUGUAACAUCCAUUAGAGGACUGUUCAAUACUCAACGCCGUAAGGCAGCAGCAUUUGUGCUCCGAACUAUGAGGGGAGAAGCAGAGAAUGAUUUUCAAGGUGAUUGGAGCGAAAGUGAUAUGGAUUUCUCUCCUUUUGCGCGGCAGCUCACGAUUACAAAAGCUAAAGAACUUAUUAGGAGACACACUAAGAAGUUCCGUUCUAGAGGACAGAAAGGCUCAUCUUCACAACGAAGAGAAUCACUGCCAUCAUCACCACGAGAGACAACUCCAUUUGACAGUGAUUCUUCGAGUGGAUCAUCACCAUAUGAAGAUUUUCAUGAAUAG
Molecule: messenger RNA, 8082 nt
Organism: Sphenostylis stenocarpa
Lineage: Eukaryota; Viridiplantae; Streptophyta; Magnoliopsida; Fabales; Fabaceae
Source: the annotation of a GenBank genome assembly